This is a messenger RNA of Amoebophrya sp. A25, 2737 nucleotides long. NCBI's taxonomy places the organism in Eukaryota, Dinophyceae, Syndiniales, Amoebophryaceae. The record is from the annotation of a GenBank genome assembly.
UUCAGGGGCAGCGCACGGCUUUGCUUCGAUCGUAGCCAAAUGGAUGCAUUGAUGUUUCAGUUUAUGUGUCGAAGUAGAGUCUUGAUGUUGUAGGAAAGCUAAAGUCACUCCAUCCUGCUCGUUCAUCAAUCUUCUACUUGAUGUAGUUCCACUUGCAUCAGCAUGAUCUGACGCAAAGAUGAAGGUCAAUAUCUAAGGUAGAAGAUAUCUUGAAGAUGGAAAAGCAUUUUUUUAUACCUCUGGAGUGGGUACAUUCAUUCAUUCAUAGUUGAUAUCUUGAUUUAUGGCACUGGAACAGCAAUGCCGACGAAAAUCCUAAUCUUAUGUCAUGAAAAGACGCUCUAGUACUAAUUGACUUCAACAGGGGUGGACGGGUGAUUGCUUCAUCUUGCAAGGACUCAAAAAUGGCUCCUCCACAACGCCACUUCAACCCUGGCCUGAGUGCCAUGGGGCUCCCUUAUUUCCUUUAUUAUCGUGCGUGGCGAUUUUUGUCGCUUUUCGUAAUCCUCGGCCGAAAGCACACACACGACAACCUUUCUUUGGGACCUGAGGCGACGGCUCUGGCCAUAGAUCCACUUUCGAAUAGUCCGGUGAAGGAUGACGUCCAUCAUUAAGGCUUCUCCUUAUCCAUCUUCGGAAGCAUCGCACGCAGAGACGUCCUCAAGGGGGAAACGGUCUCAGAAUGCGUCUCAAGAUGGAUAAGGGUGAGCUCUAACAUCAACAAUGGUGGCCAAACACGGCUGAGCCAGUGGAUGUUGUAAGAAGUGGACAGAAGCAAAAUCCUGGAGACACUACUGGCAGCAGUGGAACCUCUGAAACUGAAGAAGCCCAAGUUACUGCAGAAGAAGAAGUAAAGUCAACAUCGACUUCAUCCCGCCUGCGGAGUGGCUAUCUGGACUGCAGUGAGAGCGGCGAAGCUUUAGACGAGAAGGCCCUCAGGCGAGCCUAUCGACGAAUGGCACUUGAUGCCCAUCCUGAUGUUGCUUCUCGUAGAGCGGUAGAAGAAGGAGACCUAAAAGGUCAGGAGAGCAAUGUAGGCGAUAUUGCUGAGUUGCGAGAUCGGCUGAUUCGUGACCCUUUGCAAUUUCAGGUCUACCGUGCUAUGUUCGAUGGAAAACAGAAGCUUAGACCCUUCGACGAAGGAGAUGAAGUCUUUGAGCAAGUUGUACAAACGACAUUCUCCUCGAGCGCAGCGACUGAUACAACUGAAAGAACAGUUCCAACAUCAGUAUACCCCUCGAGCAGUAGUGCAACCAGUAGGAUUCAAGGAGUCGCGGCUCGAAUUGUUCGUAACGCAGACGGAGAUUCAAACUGGCCAUAUAUCGAAAUGGUGCUUCGCGUGGACAACCGUGACGGGCAGCUUUCUGCGGGUGGCCGCUGGAGUUUUGCCAUUGGCCACAAGGGCGUAAGCACAAUUCAUUACAGGGGAGACGAGGCGCAAGGUGGCUAUGAUCUCUGCUGUAGCUUUAUGCUGGGCGGCAGUCCAUGCACAACUAGUGAAACUGAAAGGCCUGUGGGCAAUGUGGAGCAACUCACAGAUACAAAAGACACCAGUAUGGGAGAUGAAGGCGGAACGAGCAAAGGUGGUUCGAAAUGCACGGCGGACGACGGCGCACAACAGAGCCGGGACGAAUCAUGUGUUAAAGGGCAAAAGAAUGGCCAAAAUGAUACAACUUCAGAAGUCGGGGAGAGGGAGUCUCAGAACGAUGUUGAAACUCCUAGCGACACCCUGACGGCUUUCCAGAACGACAAAGACUCUGGACAAAAGUCUGACUGUCCUCUUCCUGCACGCGACGAUUUGCUGUUCAGAGUGCGGCGGCCAUUGCAUUUGGAUUCGGUAGGUCAAUGGGGUUCUGCACUCCGGAUUCGAGAUGCAAAAGGCGGCAAGCCUCUCGUUUGUGCCGCACUAGCUUUUCCUGUGUUUGAAGAUCAGGGUUCGGACUCGGCUGCAAGAAGAGGAAGCCAAGAUGUCGAAGGUUCUGGCAAGGAGACGCAAACGGAUGAUCAUGAAGGUGCUAUGGGAAACAAAGCACGGGCGAACAACAAAACACACGAUGAAAGCGACCAGAACGAGGAUGGGUCGCGUUGUGAAGAUGGAGAUCGACAAGCCAAGAACAACCAAGAGCUGAAAUUUCAGUUGCUGAAGGCUGGCGAGUUCUGCGAGGAUGGAAUUGACAUUCUUGAAGGCCCUGUGGAUAAUUACAGUAGCGGCGGCUUUGACCCGUUCGAUUUCGCGCCGGGUCGAGAAGCACGAGCGAUGACGCCUCAGUCUGAACUUUAUGGCGGCAAUUGUAGGGCCAAGUGCGCAAAGAAGAAAAGAUGUCGUUUUUACACCAUAUACAGCAGUGGUUGGUGCCAACUUAGUACACGAUGUAGCCGUACACGCCCGACGGGUGACCCGCUGGCAGCAACUUUUAUAAAAAUAUGAUGCGCUGACGCUGAGCCUGGCCUUGACAUUUUUUCCUGUUAUCUAAGCCUAAGUGUAAGUAUCCACGCCCCCACGUAGAACCCCUGAAGAAAUGAUUGAUUCAUUUUAGAUGAUUAUGUAUGAUUCCCCCCGGCUGUCUACAAAGACCAGCACUAAAUCAUGAUCAUGACCCAGUUUAUUAACAGGUGACGUUGUUGAGCGCGAAGACGCAAAAUGCAUCAAAGCACCUACAAGAUGCUUCUCUUACUUAGGAACGAAAGUCGCCUUUGCUAGUCUUAGCGAUAAGACUAGGGGGCGGGCUGUCUAUUG